AAAACCCGUAGUUGGUGCUUAGCAACUGCUGAAAGCGUCUGCUAUAGCAAGGAAGCUAGAAUGAACAAUGCUGUGGUAUAACCUUGUUGGUGCUAGUAAGCUGGUCUUGCUAAUUAUUCCUUAAUCUUUUAAUUACAAACAAACAAAAGCAACGCCUAGAUGCCACCAAAAAGAAAAGGGCCUUUGCAAACAGUGCAAAGAGAGACGGAUGAUCUAAAAAAACAAGUUGACAGUCUGAUAAAUGCUACACGGCAGCCGAGUGGGUCAGAACGCACGGAGGAGGCAUUUCAAAGAUGUAUACUGCUACAGAACUCAGUGGAGGAGACAACCAGGAAGCUAAAGACAUUAACCAAAGCAGCUGAGCCAGCCCCUGUGGGGAAUUAUGACCAGAGGAAGAUGGAGGAGGAGAGGCGUCUAAUUCGGAUUAGGGAACAGCUUCUUGCCCUAGCCCUGGAGCUCUCGCCGCCACAGAAGCAAGAGGGAGGGUCCUCCUCCACUAAGGAAGACGAAGAGGAAGAAGACAGUGAGGAGAUAGAGACAAGUGAUGAGGAUAUUAUAGAAGACAAUGACGAUGAGGAAGAUGUUGACGCAAAGUUCACAGAACGGAUCCCAGAUUCUGGCACUGACACUUUUAUGGUUAUCAGUACUUUUAAAGGGGAGCAGGAAGGAGAUCUUACUAUUCAGACGGGUGAAGUCCUGAUGAUUCUCAGUAAGAAUAAGGAUGGCUGGUGGCUCGCCCAGGACUCUAAGGGCAAUAAGGGACUAGUCCCCAAAACCUACUUGAAGAUAUAUUCAGAACAAGACAAAGAGGAUGAUGAUGAUGAGGAGGAAGAGGAGGAGACAGAAGUGUCAGAGAAUGAGAAUGAAGAGCUUGAUGAUUCCAAAAGAAAGUCAUGUUCAAACUGGGAAAGUGUGAAGAGUGCAAUCACAGAGAUGGAUGCCACUAAUAUUCUGUCUGCCAUGGGUGCCAUUCCUGCCGGUUUCAGGCCAUCUACCCUCUCUAAACUACUAGAUGAAGGGAUCUCCUACAGAGGAAGUCACUUCAUCCAGCCAGAGUUGAGCCAAUCCAAACUGUCCUUCAAAGAUUUGUUCCUGGACCCAGACACUGGAAAAGUUCGCCAGCGGGCAGUGAGGACAUCUCUCACUCUGACCUUGUGGAGCUGCAAGAGUAUCCCCACCCCAGGGGUCGGAGUUCAAGUCCUCAGUCGGCACAUACGUCUUUGUGCCUUUGAUGGAGCUAAGGUCCUGAGUAACAUCCACACAGUCCGAGCCACUUGCAAUUCAAACAAUGUCAAGACAUGGUCCUUUUCUCCACGGAUGAUUGGGAUUCUACCCAGCCUUUUGGACGGGAACUGUUUCCUGAGGUGCAGCUCGGAUUCCCCUGAACUCGGCAUAUUAUUUGAACUUGGUGUGGCAUACAUUCGAAAUUCUACAGGUGAGAGAGGGGACUUGAGCUGUGGCUGGGCCUUCCUGAAACUGUUUGACGCCAACGGAGCACCUGUCCCAUACAAGACCUACGAAUUGCUUGUGCGUGGAGGCACACCAUAUGAGAAUGAUGUAGAGUUGGAUCCGUCUAUAACCAGAGGAGGCACAGGCACAGGAACAAGUAUGAUCCAGCAGAUGAUGUUGUCCAGGAAACUCCCUAAACUUGUCCUCAAAUUGAAAUCGCCAAAGGCUCGCACAAGGUCACAACUAAGUGUUCUUCCAGACACUCUAGUGGGCAGCCUCUCCACUAUACCCUUGCUGGUUCUGCACAGACAGCUGCUAGCAGAUGUUCUGCUUAUGGACAGGGCUACCAUGCAGAAUGCAGAUUUGAUCUGUAGUCCUCUGCUGGCAACCUUUCCAGAGAUUGUGGAUCAGUCAGACCUGCUGGAUGCCCUGAGGAACUGUUGGUUGGAAGCAGAGGGCAAUAUGAAGAGAUCUGAAAAGAGGGAUACUGACCUGCUGAUGAAGCGUUUUGUGAGCGUGUACAUGGAAAACGUGUAUCCCCUCCUCUAUUCUGCUGACCUGCCCCUUCCAUGCUGGGCAGAUGAGACAGUGGAGAACCAGCGGGCGCGGGUAAUCUUCACCAGCCUAAAGAACACCAGGACCCUGAACCCCUCCCACACAAACUCUGGCCACAGCCCCCCUUGCCAAAAAGCUUUUGACAUCUCACAGAUCACCUAUGACCUCCUCAGCAUGGCCCAAUAACACCUUUUUUCAGUCUUUUUAAAAAAUAUAUACUUUUAUAUAUAUUUCUAAUAAACAACUUGAGGUAAUACUUUUUCUCAUGAAACAUUCAUUUCUCUGUUUUGAUUUCUGCCUCGGGUGUUUUCUGCCUCAGUUGCAGAUAGAAAUAAGUGUUAGUGUACGGUGUAUUACUGCCAAACAGAUCCCAAGGAGUGACCGCACUUUAUCAACACAGUCAUUGCAUCAUUUCAAAUCCAACAUGCUGAAACAGAGAGUUUCUUUUGUGUCACUGUCCAACGGUUUUUGGAGUUCACUGUAUAUACACGCCUUCAUUUUUAAUGAAGAAGUAUAAAACGUAUAGACAAGGUGUCAAAGCUUGACAAUAGAUGUGCUUAGACAAGAUGAGAAACUGUAACAAACACUCAAAUUGCUAUUUUUUUAGAAGUAAUUAUGCAGUUGUUAGCCAAUGUUUUUGAAAACCUUGUGGAUUGUGGACUAACUCUUUCCCAUGCUGAGGAGCUCUUCACACCAGCUACUGCUGCGACACACCCUUCUGUCCACACGGGUGUAUGAAGCUGAAUGGUUGUUGUCUAAACGCAACACACUGAGCAGGUGGAAUAAUCUACUCCUCCAAGGAAUAGUGUCCAUCGGCUAUUGUCAUGGAGGAACAGGUUCUCACUGGUGUUGUUCUUUUAUGUUCAUUUUCAUUGUGCCCCUGUUUCUUUUUCUGUAAUUCUACAUCUCGACUUUCCAUAGAAAAUUGAAACACGUAGGUACAACCAGGAAAAGCACCCUCCCUCCCUCCCUGCUCUCACCCACCCAUGCUCUCACCCUCCCUGCUCUC
Messenger RNA from Esox lucius (northern pike), 3013 nucleotides. It is a transcript of the gene nphp1, whose product is annotated as nephronophthisis 1. The record is from RefSeq and is a predicted model, not a curated record. Gene Ontology annotation, cellular component: cilium; cytoplasm. The transcript is spliced from 20 exons. Gene Ontology annotation, biological process: protein localization involved in establishment of planar polarity. Lineage: Eukaryota; Metazoa; Chordata; Actinopteri; Esociformes; Esocidae. The coding region runs from base 160 to 2190 and encodes 676 amino acids. Gene Ontology annotation, molecular function: protein binding.